AUGCUGACCGCGCUGGACGUUCUACUGCUCAUCAUUUGCGCCACAAAGACUCAAGCCGGACCUCUCAUAUAUCCAAGAUAUGUCAACGCUGUAUCGAACGCCAUCUCGCCAAGUUCUGCAGGAUCAACCACGACUCCCUUCACAUUCUAUAAUGCCGAGGGCUCAUCGUCGAUCAGCUCAGCUCACGAUGAACCGACUUCCUCCUCCGCUCAGUCUAUGAGCUCUUCGUCAACUCUGCUAGCCUACAAUAGCAACAACCCAGCUCGCACGCCAAGCUCAACAUCGCAAUCCGCCUCUGCAAGUAAGGCGUUUUCCUUCAGUUAUGAUCCAGCAUCUUCCACAAGCAGUGUCAACAGUGCGGCAAGCACAUAUCCCACAACGGCCACAGCAGACACAUCUAUGGCAUAUAGCUAUGCUCCUUCUCAGCCACAGCCCUCGAGCUCUGCAAGUCAGAUUUACGCAACCACUUCGGCAAACAAGCCUACGAUCUUGUGGAGUACCACAAUUUUGACACUAUACACGACUGUACAGCCAUACAAAGGUGUUGCUCCUACAUCGAGUGCCUUGUCAUCGACCGCAGAUGCAAAUGGUGGUUCAAAUGGGCCGACUAGUAGCACUACUUUGACUCUAUACACGACUUUGUAUGCGUCAAGUUUCAGCAGCACUAUUAGCUCGGAACAGUCCGCCGCACCUCAGUCAACGUCGAUAGCGGCUUAUAGCAGCACGGCUGUAGAGAGCAAUCCAAGCACUCAGCCCACCACAACAUCGACAUCCUCACGCAGCAGCACUGCGUUGGACUACUCAUCAUCUAUUGAUGGAUCCUCGAUUACAAGCACAGCGACAGUAGCAGAAUCCUUAGCCUCGCAAUCAAACCCUUCGCUCCAGACGUCCUUCGUCUACACUCCUGAGAGCCCGUCAAGCUCAGAUCCAUCACCUACCACGACUUCCGCGAGCGCCGUGCCAUCACAAGAAACCCAACAGCCGAGCGGUCUGCCAUAUGUCGUAACGCAAAGGCCGGAAACAGCUUCUAGCAGUGCAUUGUCGACUUACAGUGCUCUGCCAGGGAUCACAAUCAUACCUGUGAUCCCGACUACCGAAUCGAGCUCGAGCUCGCAGUGCGCGGUUACGAUCACUGUCACUGUUACAGAUCCUGGCGCAACGACCACGGUAGCCCAGAAGACGAUCAGCAGUGUCGGCAUGGAACACGAAGAUUUGAAUACGGGCCUGGGUUCAGCGUCAAAACGAUGGGAAGGUUGCAAGGGCGGCGGUAAUGCUUCUUCGAAGUGA
Molecule: messenger RNA, 1287 nt
Organism: Pseudocercospora fijiensis CIRAD86
Lineage: Eukaryota; Fungi; Ascomycota; Dothideomycetes; Mycosphaerellales; Mycosphaerellaceae
Exons: 1
Coding region: 1-1287 (428 amino acids)
Source: RefSeq, a predicted model, not a curated record